Messenger RNA from Podospora pseudocomata, 2442 nucleotides. It is a transcript of the gene LAS21, whose product is annotated as major facilitator superfamily transporter protein. Gene Ontology annotation, biological process: GPI anchor biosynthetic process. NCBI's taxonomy places the organism in Eukaryota, Fungi, Ascomycota, Sordariomycetes, Sordariales, Podosporaceae. The transcript is spliced from 7 exons. Gene Ontology annotation, cellular component: endoplasmic reticulum membrane. Bases 1 to 2442 code for a protein of 813 amino acids. The record is from RefSeq and is a predicted model, not a curated record.
AUGUCGCCGCGUCGCAGUCGCGAUGGCGGCAUCUUGAGCACUCUGCUGCUGGUGGCAGCAAAUCUUCUGGUUCCAAUCGCCAUAUUCGUCUUUGGCAAGGGGUUUUUUCCCUACAAGCCACUUCUCCCUGGUCUUGCGACGUAUGGCGAGAGCUCCGUUUAUGGCGAGCCACCAAAGGCGCAGUUUGACAAGCUGGUGUUUAUGGUUGUUGAUGCGUUGCGGAGUGAUUUUGUCUACACAGCAAACAGCGGCUUCAAAUUUACCCAAUCACUGAUUCGCGAUGGGGGUGCUCUACCGUUCACGGCACAUGCCACUUCGCCGACUGUUACGAUGCCACGGCUCAAGGCGAUAACCACGGGGUCUAUUCCUUCGUUCCUGGAUGUGGUGCUUAAUCUGGAUGAGGGGGAUGAAAGCUCAAGCUUGGCGUCGCAGGAUACGUGGUUGGCGCAGAUGAAGAGGAAGAAGAAGGGGAAGCUGGUCAUGUACGGAGAUGAUACAUGGUUGAAGCUGUUUCCGGGCAUGUUUGACCGCUUUGAGGGGACGACUAGCUUUUUUGUUUCGGACUUUACCGAGGUCGACAGUAACGUCACGAGGCAUGUUCCAGAGGAACUGGAGAGGAAGGAUUGGAAUACUCUGGUUUUGCAUUAUCUUGGGUUGGAUCAUAUUGGGCACAAGGGCGGGCCGAGGAGCCCCCAUAUGCUCAACAAGCAGCACGAGAUGGACGGCAUCGUCAAGCAAAUCUACCAGGCCAUCGAGUCCAAAGACCACCUCAAGUCAACCCUCUUUGUCGUCUGCGGAGACCACGGCAUGAACGACGCCGGCAACCACGGCGCCUCCUCCGCUGGAGAGACAUCCCCAGCCUUGUUGUUCCUCUCCCCCAAGCUCAAGAAGCUCAACAAGAGACUUCGAGCACCGCUGCCAGAGAACCCCGACUUCCAGUACUACGACACCGUCGAGCAGUCCGAUCUGGCGCCCACUCUUGCCGCCUUGAUGGGCGUUCCAAUCUCCAAGAACAACCUCGGCGCGACCAUCCCUGACUUUUUGCCGUUUUGGUCUAGCAGUGAAGUCAAGGCCGAGAUUCUCAUGCGCAACGCGGAUCAAAUCAUGCAGGUGGCCCACGCGGCUUUUGGCCAAAAGAUGUAUGAGUGGUCCUUUAAGGAAGACGGCAAGCCCGAGACAGACGAUGAGAAGCUAGCUGCCGGUUACAUGGAAUUUGAGCAGUUGUAUCAACAAGUCUACCGAGGAGCCAGUCCUGACCUUUACCAGGAAAUGAUCCCCAAAGCAGGAAACUGGCUCCACGAAGCCCAAUCCUUCCUCUCCGGCAUGGCGAGCAACUAUGACACUCCACAAAUGCUCCUCGGUUUUGGAAUCGCCCUUUCGGCCCUCGUCCUCGCUCUCAUCUCCUCCCCCACCCUCCCAUCCAUCCCCUUCUCCCUCGUCACUCUCGCCUACGGCGCAAUGAUGUUCGCCAGCAGCUACGUCGAAGAGGAGCAGCACUUCUGGUACUGGGGCACAACCGCCUGGUUCGGCUACCUCCUCCAACAUCUCACCUUUGGUCUCUCCAGCCUGCCAAUCUGGCUUUCUUUUGCGACGUCGAUUGGACUUGUGCUCGCGGCAUUCACCUUCAAGGUUGCCUUUGUGGUGGAGGAUGCGCCGGAAUUGUUGACAGAGUUUGUGAAGAAAAUGCUGGAGAUUAAUUUCAGUGGUGGGGGGAGGGAGCUGGUGGAGAGAGCGCGGGCGGUGUUUAUCGGGUUGGGGAUCCUGAUGGCUGCUAGUCUGGGAUUCAUGGGGGCGAAGAAGCAGAUUAGCCAGGGGCAGCCGGGGGUUUUCACUGCUUUGACGGAGCUGACGCUUUUUUUGGUGACGCAGAGCAGGGUUACUGAUAUCCCGCUUUUUUUGCUUUAUAAUCUUCAGUUCAGGCUACUACUCUCGUAUGUACCGGAGUUGGAGCUGGGGGAGAUUACGCUGUCGAGUCUACUGCUGCAGUACGCCUCGUUCUUCGCACAAGGCGGCUCCAACGCCAUCAGCUCGAUCGAUUUAUCGUCGGCGUAUAAUGGGAUCGCAACGUACAACGCGACGUUCGUGGGGAUAUUGACGUUCUUGUCGAACUGGGCUGGGCCGGUGUAUUGGGCGGUAGCGACGGUGAUUUUGCUGCUGAGCAAACGACAACAUCUGCUGAGCCGCCGCCGGGGAGGGGAAGAGGGAAAUGUGUACAAGUUGCACGUCUCCCUCAUGACGGUGUUUAUCACCGCGGCGACGGCUGCGGUCAUGGGGGCUUGUGGGGUGUUGAGGGAUCAUUUGUUUAUUUGGACGGUUUUCAGCCCAAAGUAUCUUUAUGUUGUUGCCUGGGCUGGGGGGGUGCAUUUGGGGGUGAAUGUCGGGAUGGGGGGUUUGUUGUAUUGGCUUGGGGUCAGGGAGGGGAGUGGGAGGGAGAAGGCGUGA